Molecule: messenger RNA, 1933 nt
Organism: Suillus fuscotomentosus
Lineage: Eukaryota; Fungi; Basidiomycota; Agaricomycetes; Boletales; Suillaceae
Product: cytochrome P450
Exons: 11
Coding region: 1-1617 (538 amino acids)
Molecular function (GO): monooxygenase activity; iron ion binding; heme binding
Source: RefSeq, a predicted model, not a curated record
AUGGCUUCUGCAGUUGAUGGUCACCUUGCUACUCUCGCUGGUAUUUCUCUUUCCCUCGCCGCCAUCACGGCACUUAGGCGGUUCAUCAAGAAGCAACAGAAUAACCCUUCUUUUCCACCUGGCCCAGUGCCGCUCCCACUGUUAGGGAACGUCUUAUCUGUUGACGCUCAAGAGCCUUGGCUGACUUAUACGAAAUGGGGUACCGCGUAUGGGGACUUGGUCUUCGUGCGAAUUCUAGGCCAGGAGAUGGUCGUGGUCAAUUCCGAGCAUAUGAUUGCAGAAGCCUUAUUGGACAAGCGUUCUCGGAUUUACUCCGAUCGACCAUACCUAGCCACACUCGAGCCAUAUGGCUUGUCAGUGAACUUUGCAUUCAUAGGUUAUGGGGAUGAAUGGCGUCUCUGCCGACGACUCUUCCACCAAACUUUCCGCCCUGAGUCUGCAGUAAAAUUUCGUCCGAUGCAGAUCAGGCGAGCUCGUGAGAUAGUCGUCAACCUAGUUGAUGACCCUCAACGUUAUCAUGACCACUUCGCAACAUUCUCUUUAUCUGUUGUGAUGUCAGCUGUAUAUGGCUACGAUAUCAGCGCUCGUGAUGAUCCCCUGGUGCAGAUUGUGGUAAAGGCACUGAAUCCGAGCUCGGCCGUGUUAACCCCAGAGAGAGCGUUGAUACUUAAGACCUUCCCCUUCUUACUAAGGUUACCUGACUGGUGCUGGGGAUCCUCGAUCAAGCGUAGUGCUCGAGCUUCGACCGAGCGCGUCAAUGAAAUGGCCGACUUGCCAUUUCAAUAUGUGCAGCAGCACAUGACCGACAGCUCGUUCCUCGCCCAAUCUUCAAUGGUUGCAGAAAAUUUGCGACGGAUGGAGACGCAAGAGGAGGCAUCCAAACCUGCAUUCGAGAAUGCCUUAAAGAAAGCAGCCACUAGUGCUAUUUCGGCUUCAUAUGAGACGACUUCGGCAGUCUUGAUGGUUUUUGUUUUGGCCAUGGUAUUAUAUCCAGACGUGCAGAAACGCGCGCAAGCGGAAAUCGACUCAGUGGUUGGAAGAGAACGGCUGCCGACGUUCGAGGACAGAGUAUCACUACCCUACAUUGGUGCAGUUGUGCGAGAGACUUUCCGAUGGCAGCCCGUUUCACCUCUUGGCGUAUCACACGCUACCUCGAGUGAUGACGUAUAUGAUGGCUAUUUCAUUCCAAAAGCAUCAACACAAGAAUCAUUUAUAAUAUCACGCAUCAGGCGCAAUCAUCACGUACAACACAUGCGGUACCCAGACGCAUCUCGUUUUAUACCAGAGAGGUUCAUCGAUGUUAAUGGCGCGUUGACAGAUGAUGACCCCGCACAAUACUUUUUCGGCUUUGGUCGGCGUGUAUGUCCAGGGCGAUAUACUGCUGAUGCCUCCGCGUGGUCUGCCAUUGUGACUAUGUUGGCCGCAUUGGACAUUUCUUCUGCCAAAGAUGACCAGGGCAAAGCGAUCAGUUUUACUCCCACGUUCAUCACGGGACUGGUUCGGUACUCGACUCGGACUUCCUUUCCACUUGUCACUAACACUUUUGUUGUUUCAGCUACCCUGCUAUCUCCCCUUGCAGGAUUUCAGUACGGUCCCACAUUCAUUCAGACCUUGUAAACGGUUGGAGAACUACCGAGUUUUGAAAGAAGGGGUGAUGACAGUUUGGCUCUUCCGUGGUCUGAUUGGGGCACUAGAGGAGUAAUCGAUCAAGUAUGUGCUUCUAAUGUAUAACAGUCAGCAGUCGUGAUGAACAGAAAGGUAUCAUAUUAUCCGGUGUGUCUAGGUGUUAUGUUGAGGGUAUUGUGAUGCUUCAGUGACGACGUGCCAGUAUAUCAUAGCGCACCGCAUGAUCUGUAUUACAUAGUUCAUAUGCGUGUCCACGACAUGCCCCGGUUCCUUGUUGAAUGACUGCCAGCAACAACCGUAUCAUGUG